CUUUCUCAUUUCUUCCCGUUGCUACUCUCUCCUCACGCUCUUCACUUCUCCACUCUAACCUAUGAUUUUUCUCUCUACCUCCACCGCCUGCCCAGCCGCCGACAGACCCACAAAGCCUGCCCAGCUCCGACCCACCCCUUCACUAAGGAGGAGAGUUCUGUUCGUCGACUUCACCGACGCAGGGAAAGGGCUUUCCAACGGUACCAAUCGAAACCAAUUUCAGAAACAAAGAAGGUACAAUGGCUCCAUACAAAGACAAGCCUCCGGCAGUUCGCGUCUAUACAGUUUGCGACGAAUCCAGGUAUCUGAUUGUGAGGAACGUUCCAGCAUUAGGUUGUGGAGAUGACUUGUUCAAAUUGUUCUCCUCCUAUGGAGAUGUUGAAGAGUGUAAGCCAAUGGAUGCAGAGGACUGUGAACCUUUCACUGAUGUUUACUGGAUCAAAUUUCACCUGGUCAGCAAUGCCAGGUUUGCAAAGAAAAAAUUGGACGAGUUUGUUUUCCUUGGGAAUCGGCUGCAGGUUUCAUAUGCACCUCAAUUUGAGAGUCUCUCUGACACAAAGGAUAAGCUAGAAGGGAGGAGAAGGGAGGUCCUAGCACGAUUAAAUCCCGCAAGAUCCAAAGGGCCUCCUGGUUCUAUCCCAGGUGUUUCAACUGAGGCUUCACUAGUCGCAACUCCAUCAGAGAUCAACUACCUUCCAAAUUCCUCACAAAUGAACUGCAUUUCCCAACAGUUAAAUUCUAACCCAAGGAGCUCUAGGGAGUUAGUUAAUAAACCUCCAAUCACUCAAGUUUCCUCUGACAAGGAUUAUUUUGAAUCUCAAUCAAUGAAUCAGACAGUUAGGUUGGUAAGGGAGAAGUUCAAUAAGAUUCAAUCAAGUAGUGAGCAUCUACAAGCUGAGCCUGCAUCAAAGAAACCUCGAGUAGACAAUAGAAGAAGAAUCUAACAGAUUGUGAAAGAUGAAGAGAGCUGAGUUGAUUCUACAAGGUGUUUUUUCAUCUCACCUAAACCUCCUACAUGUGCACACUUGUAAGCUACAUCCAUCAAAUUUUGAUAAUGUAUAUGCUAUGUCCUCAUUUCUUUUUCUCUUUCUUUUUCUUUUUUCCUUUUCUGUAUGCGUAUCAUGUAAUCCUUAAAUUCUUCAUAAGAACAAUAUUCAACAUUGUAAAAAUUUUGUGAUAUGUAGAUUACACAGUUUUGCGUAAUUGAGUCCAAAGAGAUCAUGUAUUGGUUACAAUAUAUUUUUAUGGAAAAUGAAGAGGAAUUUCCUAUU
Quercus lobata is the source of this 1271-nucleotide messenger RNA. RefSeq names its product RNA-binding (RRM/RBD/RNP motifs) family protein. Lineage: Eukaryota; Viridiplantae; Streptophyta; Magnoliopsida; Fagales; Fagaceae. The transcript has 9 exons. Gene Ontology annotation, cellular component: nucleoplasm. The coding region runs from base 240 to 944 and encodes 234 amino acids. Gene Ontology annotation, molecular function: RNA binding. The record is from RefSeq and is a predicted model, not a curated record.